UGUGCGGUUCGCUCGGUGCCUCCUUUUUCACUCAGCUCGAUUUUAGAUCGCGUGCGUGUCGUGUGUGACAUCCACCAUUAUAGAAUAAUAUAUUCGGUAUCCAUAUAUACCGGGGGUCCGUGCCCGCUCCCACACCCGUAUCCGUGCCCGUAUCCAUAUCCAUAUCCGUGCAAAUUGCAAACACACAUGCGUGUGUGCAGUGAUUCACCGAGUGCGUUGGCCUUUCCGGUUGUGAAUUGUCCCCAGUUUGAGUUCCACAAGUCCCCAGUGAAUGCAGGCGACAAUAGCACCUUGAGUGGCCAGAUCGGCAAUAGAUAUAGAUCGGAACCAGGCCCAUGCCCAGUGUAGAUGGCCUUUGGCCGGUGUUAUGAGAAUUUUUGUCGUCGUCGCCGUUCUCGCCGUCGUCUUCGCCCGUGUCGCUGUGCGUGUGUCCGCGGAGGAGAUCACUUUAAAAAUAACAGAUUUGUUUGAUGCUAUUUAUAAAAGGCGGGCCAAGUUUUCGUUCCGUUUCGCAUUGUGAGGCUCUUGGCACUUGGCUUUUGCUUUCGGAUUUCGGUCCUACUCGCCUGCACUUGAAUAUCCAACCCAUCAAGUGAAUAUCAAGUGAAUAUUAUAUUAAUUCGACGACGUGUGUGUGUGUCAGUGGCGCAAUGUAAACAGCCAAAAUGUCGAGCGAUUUGAUCGGCACGAAUUUUAGCAGCACAUUGACAAAUGGGAUGUCGGGGUGUGACCAAAGCACUGUCGAAUCAUUGGCCGACGAUCCAACAGAUUCACCAUUCGACGCCGAUGAUUGUCUCAAGGUGCGCAAGUACUGGUGCUUUCUGCUGUCCAGCAUCUUUACAUUCCUUGCUGGCCUGCUCGUGGUGCUGCUAUGGCGCGCCUUCGCCUUCAUCUGCUGCCGCAAGGAGCCGGACCUGGGGCCCAACGAUCCCAAGCAGAAGGAGCAGAAGGCCUCCCGCAACAAACAGGAGUUCGAGGGAACCUUUAUGACAGAAGCGAAAGACUGGGCUGGGGAGCUUAUCUCGGGUCAAACAACAACUGGUCGAAUUUUGGUCGUACUCGUAUUUAUACUCAGCAUCGCAUCCCUCAUUAUAUACUUUGUUGAUGCAUCUAGCGAAGAAGUCGAAAGAUGCCAAAAGUGGAGUAAUAACAUUACUCAACAGAUCGAUCUCGCAUUCAAUAUAUUUUUUAUGGUUUACUUUUUUAUACGAUUCAUAGCGGCGUCCGAUAAGCUUUGGUUUAUGUUAGAAAUGUACAGUUUUGUAGAUUAUUUUACAAUACCCCCGUCCUUCGUAUCAAUAUAUUUAGAUCGAACAUGGAUCGGUCUUCGAUUUCUUCGAGCGCUACGUCUCAUGACUGUUCCAGAUAUUUUACAAUAUUUAAACGUACUAAAAACAUCGAGCUCCAUACGCUUGGCUCAACUAGUAUCAAUUUUUAUAUCCGUGUGGUUAACAGCAGCGGGCAUUAUACAUCUGCUGGAGAACUCUGGCGAUCCGCUGGAUUUUAAUAAUGCUCAUCGUUUAUCGUAUUGGACCUGUGUCUAUUUCCUAAUUGUGACCAUGUCAACGGUAGGAUAUGGUGACGUUUACUGUGAGACUGUCCUGGGAAGAACAUUUCUCGUGUUCUUUCUGCUCGUCGGCUUGGCCGUUUUCGCUAGUUGGAUACCAGAAAUCACUGAACUGGCUGCCCAAAGAAGCAAAUAUGGUGGAACAUAUAGCAAGGAUCCUAGAAAAAGACAUAUUGUGGUAUGCGGUCACAUAACAUACGAGUCCGUGUCGCAUUUCCUGAAGGACUUUCUCCACGAAGAUCGGGAGGAUGUCGAUGUCGAAGUGGUCUUUCUCCAUCGAAAACCACCCGAUUUGGAACUUGAGGGUUUGUUCAAACGUCAUUUUACCACCGUGGAGUUCUUCCAAGGAACCAUUAUGAAUCCGAUCGAUCUGCAGAGGGUUAAGGUUCAUGAAGCCGACGCCUGCCUCGUGCUAGCUAACAAAUAUUGCCAAGAUCCCGACGCAGAAGAUGCUGCCAACAUCAUGAGAGUAAUCUCGAUCAAGAACUACAGCGACGACAUUCGAGUCAUCAUCCAGCUAAUGCAGUACCACAAUAAGGCGUACUUGCUGAACAUCCCAUCGUGGGACUGGAAACAGGGCGACGACGUCAUCUGCCUGGCGGAGCUGAAGCUGGGCUUCAUCGCCCAGAGCUGCCUGGCGCCCGGAUUCUCGACCAUGAUGGCCAACCUGUUCGCGAUGCGUUCGUUCAAGACGUCACCAGACACACAGGCCUGGCAAAAUGAUUAUCUUCAAGGUACAGGGUGUGAGAUGUACACCGAAACCCUAUCACCUUCAUUUACCGGCAUGACAUUCCCACAAGCCAGCGAACUGUGCUUCUCCAAGCUGAAGCUCCUGCUCCUGGCCAUCGAGAUCAAGGGCGCCGAGGAGGGGGCGGACAGCAAGAUUUCCAUAAAUCCAAGGGGGGCCAAGAUUCAGGCCAAUACGCAGGGUUUCUUCAUAGCACAAAGCGCCGACGAGGUGAAGCGUGCCUGGUUCUAUUGCAAAGCCUGCCACGAGGACAUCAAGGACGAGACGCUGAUUAAGAAAUGCAAAUGCAAAAACUUGACUGUUCAGCCCAGGAGCAAAUUCGAUGACUUAGAUGUGGGCAUGAUUAUGAUGCAGACGGGCAUGGUCAACCAAGGCAUCACGUCGGUGAUGAAUACAAUGGAGGAUGAACACCAUCCUGCACCCACAUUUACGCCUCCAGAGCUACCCAAGCGGGUGCAUGUGCGUGGAUCUGUCUCGGGUGAUAUCACACGUGACAGAGAAGAUACGAAUCUACUCAAUCGCAAUGUGCGCCGUCCGAAUGGCACUGGCAACGGUACAGGUGCCAUGCAUCACAUGAACAACACUGCGGCAGCUGCCGCCGCUGCCGCUGCGGCGGGCAAGCAGGUGAACAAGGUGAAGCCCACGGUGAACGUGAGCAGGCAGGUGGAGGGCCAGGUGAUAUCGCCAUCGCAAUACAACAGGCCACCAGAGAAUGAUGCUAACCCUUAUGCGGGCUAUCAACUUGCUUACGAAGUUAAAAAGCUCAUGCCGACGAGUCGCAGCUCCGGCACGGGCACACAGAAUCAAAACGGAGGCGUCUCAUUGCCCGCCGGCAUUGCGGACGACCAGUCGAAGGACUUUGAUUUCGAGAAGACCGAAAUGAAGUACGACUCGACGGGCAUGUUCCACUGGAGUCCGGCAAAGAGCUUAGAAGACUGCAUACUGGAUCGCAACCAGGCGGCCAUGACCGUGCUGAACGGCCAUGUGGUCGUCUGCCUGUUCGCCGAUCCUGACUCGCCGCUGAUUGGGCUGCGCAACCUGGUUAUGCCGCUGCGAGCAUCCAACUUCCACUACCACGAGCUAAAGCAUGUGGUUAUCGUGGGCUCGGUGGACUAUAUCCGACGCGAGUGGAAAAUGCUGCAGAACCUGCCCAAGAUCUCGGUGCUGAACGGCUCGCCGCUGAGUCGCGCCGACCUGCGGGCGGUCAAUGUCAAUCUGUGUGAUAUGUGCUGCAUCCUGUCGGCCAAAGUUCCUAGCAACGACGAUCCCACGCUGGCCGACAAGGAGGCGAUUCUCGCCUCGCUGAACAUCAAGGCGAUGACCUUCGACGACACGAUCGGCGUGCUAAGCCAGCGCGGCCCGGAGUUCGACAACCUGAGCGCCACCGCCGGCAGCCCCAUUGUGCUGCAGCGGCGAGGCUCAGUCUAUGGCGCCAAUGUGCCCAUGAUAACAGAACUGGUCAAUGAUAGUAACGUGCAGUUUCUCGAUCAAGACGACGAUGAUGAUCCAGAUACAGAACUAUAUCUGACGCAGCCAUUCGCCUGCGGCACAGCCUUCGCUGUGAGUGUGUUAGACUCGCUGAUGUCCACGACAUACUUCAAUCAAAACGCCUUAACGCUGAUCCGCUCACUGAUAACGGGCGGCGCCACGCCCGAGCUGGAACUGAUUCUGGCCGAGGGAGCUGGCCUCCGGGGAGGCUACAGCACAGUGGAGAGUCUGAGCAAUCGGGACAGAUGUCGAGUGGGUCAAAUCUCGCUUUACGACGGUCCCUUGGCUCAAUUCGGGGAGUGCGGCAAGUACGGAGAUCUCUUCGUGGCUGCCCUCAAGUCUUACGGAAUGCUGUGCAUCGGGCUUUAUCGGUUCAGGGACACCAGCUCCAGCUGUGAUGCGAGCAGCAAACGCUAUGUAAUAACCAACCCACCCGAUGACUUUUCACUACUGCCAACAGAUCAGGUAUUCGUUUUAAUGCAAUUCGAUCCGGGCCUGGAGUACAAGCCGCCAGCGGUACGAGCACCGUCCGGCGGACGCGGCACCAACACACAGGGCUCCGGGGUCGGCGGGGGCGGCUCAAACAAGGAUGAUAACUCUUGAUUGUUACUGUGUAGCGCCUUAACUGAUGGUCCUUAUUCGUACAUUUGAACGAUGGAGAAGCUAAUCGGAUGCAGAGCAGCGCAUUGGGGGCACCUACCUAACUACUACCUAACCAUAUUGGCCUAAGAUUUACCGAAAAAAAGAUAGGAAAAAAGACAUAUUUGUAUGUACUAUGUACAAGCAGAAAGAAAUUGAAAUCAAAAGCGAUUGUUAUUGACUAGUUAGAAAAAACCGAAUACCAGAAAAUCCUGGGUGCCAUCCAAUGCGUUGCUCUGCCCUUUUAUGUGUGUGAAGGCAUGCGGCCCGGUGUUUUGUGUCCAUCCCAACUAACAAUCAAGAGACAGCCCCAAGCCAGAAGAGCAACUGCAUCAUCAGCAACAACGUCGACGGCAGGGCCGCCUGUCUCCGCACACAUAAAUAGCUAACUCAGAUCGGGGCCCUCAAGAUCCACAGCCCUGAUGUCCAUCGUUCAACUGCCAACUGAUUGCUUCCCACAUCAUUCCGUAUGCCUUUUUAGAACCUUGAAAAUUAACAUCUAUUAUUAUCUAUAUUCUGUAUACCUUUACUCUUACUCUACAUUGGUUAUCUUGUAUCUUUUGUUUCUCUUUAUCCGUAUCUUUAUCCAUAUUAUUUUGUAAUCGACUCUGUGCCCCAAUAAAUACUAUUAUUAUUUGA
This is a messenger RNA of Drosophila kikkawai, 5081 nucleotides long. Lineage: Eukaryota; Metazoa; Arthropoda; Insecta; Diptera; Drosophilidae. The record is from RefSeq and is a predicted model, not a curated record.